This is a messenger RNA of Motacilla alba alba, 2254 nucleotides long. RefSeq names its product SMAD family member 5 (gene SMAD5). Gene Ontology annotation, cellular component: heteromeric SMAD protein complex. The transcript is spliced from 7 exons. Gene Ontology annotation, biological process: transforming growth factor beta receptor signaling pathway; regulation of transcription by RNA polymerase II; anatomical structure morphogenesis. Bases 490 to 1887 code for a protein of 465 amino acids. NCBI's taxonomy places the organism in Eukaryota, Metazoa, Chordata, Aves, Passeriformes, Motacillidae. Gene Ontology annotation, molecular function: DNA-binding transcription factor activity, RNA polymerase II-specific; RNA polymerase II cis-regulatory region sequence-specific DNA binding; I-SMAD binding. The record is from RefSeq and is a predicted model, not a curated record.
AUGGCUGCGUUGCAUCGGAGCGAAGGGCGGUAUUACAGGAUGAAAGAAGGAAGGGAAAAAAAGACCUGACACACGAGUUUUGCAGAAAGUUUCUAAAGCGGGGAUGAGGUGUCUCCGCCGGCACUCGGGGGUGUCACCGCCCCGUCCCUGUCCCGCCGCGCCGGGACCCUGCGCAGGGCUCAGCCCCGGCACGGGGACAGGGGCACGGGGGUCCCUUCACGGGAGAUAGUGGCAGAAUGCAGCGGGAGGAAACGGAGCUGCAGUAAUUGCUGGAAGAACUAAAUUGGAGGAAUCCAUCGUCAUUUUUGAUGUGAAGGCUUCAUCACUGACAUCUCUAUGUUCAUUUGUCAUCCUCCAGGAAAUAAUACGGCUCAUCAGUUGCAAUAAGUGCUUUGGGUGCUCACUGACAUUUAUUGGGGAAAAAACAAAUUAAUUAACAAAAAAAAAAAAUAGACAAAACCCGACAAACUUUUUGAAGACUUGUGUCAAAUGACGUCAAUGGCCAGUUUGUUCUCCUUUACUAGCCCAGCUGUAAAGCGUCUGUUGGGCUGGAAACAAGGAGAUGAAGAGGAAAAAUGGGCAGAAAAAGCUGUUGAUGCUUUGGUUAAAAAGCUGAAAAAGAAAAAGGGUGCUAUGGAAGAACUGGAGAAAGCCUUGAGCAGCCCAGGGCAGCCCAGCAAGUGCGUUACUAUCCCCCGCUCUUUGGAUGGACGGCUGCAGGUUUCUCACAGAAAAGGCCUUCCCCACGUGAUCUACUGCCGUGUGUGGCGCUGGCCCGAUCUACAAAGCCAUCACGAGCUGAAGCCCUUGGAUAUUUGUGAAUUUCCUUUUGGAUCCAAACAAAAGGAGGUCUGCAUCAAUCCGUACCACUACAAGAGGGUGGAGAGCCCAGUUCUACCUCCAGUGUUAGUGCCUAGACAUAGUGAAUUCAACCCCCAGCACAGUCUGCUAGUUCAGUUCAGGAACCUCAGCCACAAUGAGCCGCACAUGCCACACAACGCGACGUUUCCGGACUCCUUCCAGCAGCCCAACAGCACUCCGUUCUCCAUCUCACCAAACAGCCCCUACCCCCCCUCUCCAGCCAGCAGCACUUACCCGAGCUCCCCAGCCAGCUCUGGGCCAUCCAGUCCCUUUCAGCUGCCAGCUGAUACUCCACCUCCUGCAUAUAUGCCCCCUGAUGAACAAAUGGGGCAGGAUAAUUCACAGUCUAUGGACACAAGCAAUACAAUGAUCCCUCAGAUCAUGCCAAAUAUAUCUACCAGAGAUGUUCAGCCCGUUGCCUAUGAAGAGCCCAAACACUGGUGUUCCAUUGUGUAUUAUGAGUUAAAUAACCGUGUUGGGGAGGCUUUCCAUGCAUCUUCCACAAGUGUCUUAGUAGAUGGAUUUACAGAUCCCUCCAAUAACAAGAACAGGUUCUGCUUAGGUUUGCUCUCCAACGUUAAUCGCAACUCAACGAUCGAGAACACUCGACGGCACAUUGGCAAAGGAGUUCAUCUCUACUAUGUUGGUGGAGAAGUCUAUGCUGAGUGUUUAAGUGAUAGCAGCAUAUUUGUACAGAGCAGGAACUGCAACUACCACCAUGGCUUUCAUCCAACAACUGUAUGCAAGAUUCCCAGUGGAUGCAGUCUGAAGAUCUUUAACAAUCAGGAGUUUGCUCAGCUUUUAGCUCAGUCUGUCAAUCAUGGAUUUGAAGCAGUAUAUGAGCUCACCAAAAUGUGCACCAUUCGAAUGAGUUUUGUAAAGGGCUGGGGAGCUGAAUAUCACCGGCAGGAUGUCACGAGCACCCCGUGCUGGAUUGAAAUUCAUCUUCAUGGGCCCCUCCAGUGGCUGGAUAAAGUACUUACACAAAUGGGUUCUCCCCUUAAUCCCAUCUCAUCUGUUUCAUAGUGCUGCAAUUCCAUCUUCAGCCUUAUUUUUAGUGAACUUAUUCUAAUUCUAGAGAAACUUCCAGUGGAUACUGUGAGCUAUAUGGAGAAUGGAUCUUAUGAUUUAACUUUUUUUUUUUAGAUCCCUUUGUGACCAAUUCCAUUGUGUAUAGCUAAUCAGUUUUACAUUUCAAAUUGUUCUUAUGAUGCUUAAGUGACAGUUGAGCCCUAAGGGAAAAAAUAGUCUAUUGAAAAAUUCAGAACACUUUUCCCCUUCUUCCCCUUAAAACUUAAACAGACAAAUGUCUUAACUGGAAAACCUUUUUGUCUUGUAGUGACAAGAAUUAAUGAAGACUGACUUCAGAAAAUAAAUACAUAUCAUAAUUUGG